CAGGAGCAUGGACUGAAGGCGCCCCGGCCCCAGCGUUCCUCUGAGAUCCUUUGUGUUUUCCUCCUGGCGUUUCUAUUUUGGGGGGGAUCUUCGCUCCCCCCGCCUCUCUCCUCCCCUUCCCCGUUCGCAAACAUGCCUCCUUCCUUCCCGGGGCCCUGGAAGGAGCUGCCUGCCUGAAGCCCGGAGACGCCGAGCCGCGCUCAGCCCUGCCGCCGCCCGCCGGCUCUCGGGCUGCGCCGCGCUGACGACUCAACUUGGGGAUCCUCGGCUGCUCGCCGCUGCCGCCUGCGGACCCUGUCGGCCCCGGGCCCCAGGCAUCGCGGCCGCCCGCCGACUCCUCGCCUUGCUCGCUCGCUUCUCUCCUUGAACGGAAAGCAGCCCUUCUCCGCCGAGGAUCGUCCCCCGCGUGGCUCCGCGUUCCGGUCACUUUUUGAGGUUUUUCUUGGGGACACUUGGCUUCCCGGAUUCCAGAGGGACUCGGACCGCCGAGCCUCGGGGGCCCGUAGAACGGGCGAGCAGGGGAAGAGCCCGGGUUUAGUGGAGGCUCACACGGAGGCGAGAACUUAUUCAACAAGUUUACCCCCCUGCCACCCUCUUUUCGAUGUGCGUUUUCGGACAUGCGGAGGUUACUGGAACCGUGUUGGUGGAUUUUGUUCCUGAAAAUCACCAGUUCCGUGCUCCAUUAUGUCGUGUGCUUCCCGGCACUGACCGAAGGCUACGUCGGGUCCCUUCAGGACAGCAGACACAGCAGCUCCUCACAGAUCCGCAGGCGCAAGGCCUCUGGGGACCCGUACUGGGCCUACUCCGGUGCCUAUGGGCCUGAGCACUGGGUGACGUCUAGUGUCAGCUGCGGGGGCCACCACCAGUCUCCCAUAGACAUUUUAGACCAGCAUGCUCGUGUCGGCGAGGAGUACCAGGAGCUGCAACUUGAUGGCUUCGACAACGAGUCUUCUAACAAAACCUGGAUGAAGAACACAGGGAAAACAGUUGCCAUCCUUCUGAAAGACGACUAUUUCGUCAGCGGCGCUGGCCUGCCCGGCAGAUUCAAAGCGGAGAAGGUGGAGUUUCACUGGGGCCACAGCAAUGGCUCUGCGGGCUCGGAGCACAGCAUCAAUGGCAGGCGCUUCCCUGUGGAGAUGCAGCUUUUCUUUUACAAUCCAGACGACUUUGACAGCUUUCAAACUGCCAUUUCUGAAAACAGAAUAAUCGGAGCCAUGGCCAUAUUUUUCCAAGUCAGUCCAAGGGACAAUUCUGCGCUGGAUCCUAUUAUCCAUGGGCUGAAGGGCGUCGUACAUCAUGAGAAGGAGACCUUCCUGGAUCCUUUCGUCCUCCGGGACCUCCUGCCUGCAUCCCUGGGCAGCUAUUACCGGUACACGGGUUCUCUGACCACCCCUCCGUGUAGCGAAAUCGUGGAGUGGAUAGUCUUCCGGAAGCCCGUCCCCAUCUCUUACCACCAGCUCGAGGCUUUCUAUUCUAUCUUCACCACGGAGCAGCAAGACCACGUCAAGUCAGUGGAGUAUCUGAGAAAUAACUUCCGACCACAGCAGGGUCUGAACGGCAGGGUGGUGUCCAAGUCCGCCGUCCGCGACGCCUGGAACCAUGACAUGACAGACUUCCUCGAUAACCCACUGGGGACGGAAGCCUCUAAAGUCUGCAGCUCCCCGCCCAUCCACAUGAAGGUGCAGCCCCUGAACCAGACGGCGCUGCAGGUGUCCUGGAGCCAGCCCGAGACCAUCUACCACCCGCCCAUCAUGAACUACAUGAUCUCCUACAGCUGGACCAAGAACGAGGACGAGAAGGAGAAGACCUUCACGAAGGACAGCGACAAAGACCUGAAAGCCACCAUUAGCCAUGUCUCACCUGAUAGCCUUUACCUGUUUCGCGUCCAGGCCGUGUGCCGGAACGACAUGCGCAGCGACUUCAGCCAGACGAUGCUCUUUCAAGCUAAUACCACUCGAAUAUUCCAAGGGACCAGAAUUGUGAAAACAGGAGUGCCCACAGCGUCUCCUGCCUCUUCGGCCGACAUGGCCCCGAUCAGCUCGGGGUCUUCGACCUGGACAUCCUCGGGCAUCCCCUUCUCAUUCGUUUCCAUGGCGACCGGGAUGGGCCCAUCCUCCAGCGGCAGCCAGGCGACGGUGGCCUCGGUGGUCACCAGCACGCUCCUGGCCGGCCUGGGCUUCGGCGGCGGCGGCAUCUCCUCCUUCCCCAGCACCGUGUGGCCCACGCGCCUCCCCACGGCCGCGGCGGCCAGCAAGCAGGCGGGCAGGCCGGUCCUGGCCACCACCGAGGCCGUGGCUUCUCCGGCCCCGGACGGUGACGCCGCACCGAGCAAGGACGGCGAGGGCACCGAGGAAGGGGCAAAGGAUGAGAAGAGUGAGAGUGAGGACGGGGAGCGGGAGCACGAGGAGGAGGGGGAGAAGGACUCCGAGAAGAAGGAGAAGAGCGGGGUGACCCACGCCGCCCAGGGCCGGAGCCAGUCCGAGCCCACCCCCGUGCCCUCGUCUUCCGGUAGAACUGCCCAGGACGGGGGGCAUCAGACUAUACCGGGGCCCCAGCGCGACCACACUGCCGUCCCCACGGACCAGCCCGAUGACACGAGGGGUGCCCGCCUGGGCGCCGAGUCGGUCACCUCCACCCAAGUGCCCCCCACAGUCACAGAGGAGCCCUACGAAGGGAGUGAUCGCAAGAGUCCCGCACUGCCAUCUAAAAAGCCCAUGUCCCGAGGGGACCGCUUUUCCGAGGACAGCAAGUUCAUCACUGUUAACCCAGCAGAAAAGAACACCUCUGGAAUGAUAAGCCGCCCUUCCCCGGGGAGGAUGGAGUGGAUCAUCCCCCUGAUUGUGGUGUCAGCCUUGACCUUCGUGUGCCUCGUCCUUCUCAUUGCUGUGCUGGUUUACUGGAGAGGGUGUAACAAAGUAAAGUCGAAGGGCUUUCCCAGACGCUUCCGUGAAGUGCCUUCUUCUGGGGAGAGAGGAGAGAAGGGGAGCAGGCUGUGUGACUCUGUCAUUCUCUUCCCAGAUGACAUGGAGGCCAUCCCGGUCAAACAGUUUGUGAAACACAUCGGGGAGCUCUAUUCCAAUAACCAGCACGGCUUCUCCGAGGAUUUUGAGGAAGUCCAACGCUGUACGGCUGACAUGAACAUCACCGCAGAACAUUCCAAUCAUCCAGAUAACAAGCACAAAAACAAGCACAAAAACAGAUACAUCAACAUUUUAGCAUAUGAUCACAGCAGGGUGAAGUUAAGACCUCUACCAGGAAAAGACUCCAAGCACAGCGACUACAUUAAUGCAAACUAUGUCGAUGGUUACAACAAAGCAAAAGCCUACAUCGCCACCCAGGGACCUUUAAAGUCUACAUUUGAAGAUUUCUGGAGGAUGAUUUGGGAACAAAACACUGGAAUCAUCAUUAUGAUUACAAACCUUGUGGAAAAAGGAAGACGAAAAUGUGAUCAGUAUUGGCCGACAGAGAACAGUGAGGAGUAUGGAAACAUUAUUGUCACACUGAAGAGCACAAAAGUCCACGCCUGCUACACUGUUCGUCGUUUCUCAGUCAGAAACGCGAAAGUGAAGAAGGGUCAGAAGGGAAACCCCAAGGGCCGUCAGAACGAGCGGGUGGUGAUCCAGUACCACUACACGCAGUGGCCUGACAUGGGCGUCCCCGAGUACGCCCUCCCCGUCCUGACCUUCGUGCGGAGGUCCUCGGCCGCCCGCACGCCGGAGAUGGGCCCGGUGCUGGUGCACUGCAGCGCUGGCGUGGGCAGGACAGGCACCUACAUAGUGAUUGACAGCAUGCUGCAGCAGAUCAAAGACAAAAGCACAGUGAACGUCCUGGGCUUCCUGAAGCACAUCAGGACACAGCGCAACUACCUCGUCCAGACGGAGGAGCAGUACAUUUUCAUCCACGAUGCCUUGUUGGAAGCCAUUCUUGGGAAAGAGACUGAAGUAUCUUCAAAUCAACUGCAUAGCUAUGUGAACAGCAUCCUCAUACCAGGAGUAGGAGGAAAGACACGACUGGAAAAACAGUUCAAGCUGGUCACACAAUGUAAUGCAAAAUACGUGGAAUGCUUCAGUGCUCAGAAAGAGUGCAACAAAGAAAAGAACAGAAACUCUUCGGUAGUGCCAUCUGAGCGCGCUCGAGUGGGCCUUGCACCGCUGCCUGGAAUGAAAGGAACAGAUUACAUUAAUGCUUCUUACAUCAUGGGCUAUUACAGGAGCAAUGAAUUCAUUAUAACCCAGCAUCCUCUGCCACACACUACGAAAGAUUUCUGGCGAAUGAUUUGGGAUCACAAUGCACAGAUCAUUGUCAUGCUGCCGGACAACCAGAGCUUGGCAGAAGAUGAGUUUGUGUACUGGCCAAGUCGAGAAGAAUCCAUGAACUGUGAGGCCUUUACCGUCACCCUUAUCAGCAAAGACAGACUGUGCCUCUCUAAUGAAGAACAAAUCAUCAUCCACGACUUUAUUCUGGAAGCUACACAGGAUGACUAUGUCCUGGAAGUCCGGCACUUUCAGUGUCCCAAGUGGCCUAACCCAGACGCCCCCAUCAGCAGUACCUUUGAACUUGUCAACGUCAUCAAGGAAGAGGCCUUGACAAGGGAUGGCCCCACCAUUGUCCAUGAUGAGUAUGGAGCGGUUUCAGCGGGAAUGCUGUGUGCCCUCACCACCCUGUCCCAGCAGCUAGAGAAUGAAAACGCCGUGGAUGUUUUCCAGGUUGCAAAAAUGAUCAAUCUUAUGAGGCCUGGAGUUUUCACAGAUAUUGAACAAUACCAGUUUGUCUAUAAAGCAAUGCUCAGCCUGGUCAGCACUAAAGAAAAUGGGAACGGGCCCAUGGCAGUGGACAAAAAUGGUGCUGUUCUCAUUGCGGACGAAUCGGACCCUGCCGAGAGCAUGGAGUCUCUGGUGUGACUGCGACCUGCCAGGCGCCUAAUUUGUAAAACUUCUGAAGACUGAGAACUUUUUUGAGGCCUUUUUUGCCAGACUCUAGGUUAUACAAUAACCCAGUUACUUUUUUACACUGAUAAAAGUUUUGAUAUUUAUUUUUUGCCAUUUUAUGUCUUAAUGGUAUCCUACUGAGCAUUUGCACCUCUGUUCACCCCCCACCCCCCGUGAAACGCAAUUUGACCUAGUUUGCACUAUCUGAUCAGUGUUACUGCCUAUAAUCUAAUACUAAAGCAAACCCUGGUGUGACAUUCCGUAACAACAUACAUGCUACUUUUUUAGUUCAGUACAGUGAAGGUCUUUGUUAUGACAGUGAAUCUUGGUUCUAUUAUUAUUCUUGCUAAAGCAGUUACAUUCUACUAGCAGGCAAUGCUGUGUUUUUCCUCAGCCCUCUUCUGCUAUUUUUUUUUUUUUUUUAGACAUUGUUCAAUGCUGUAUGCCUUCUAUAUUUUAGUGAAUGAGCAUUGUUUUCUUUUAAAGAAUAGCAGGUUGUUGGGAGCUACUAAGAAGGUCGGUCAACCUCAUGGCCUUGAAACAGUUCCUUGUAUGAUGGGGAAGACAUCGAUUAAGAAAUUAGAAGGUUUCAAAGUUGCUUCAUGUGAACAUCACCUAUUAGUUACAAACGUAUAUUCAUAGCUUAAAAAUGCCCAACUGUGUCAAAAUAAAGGAUAUCUCUGAAUUACGGUUUUCACAGUAGCUAUGUGGACAGUGUGUGUUAUUUCCAUCUGACUCUGAAAUAGCUCCACCCUAAAAGCAGGACUACCUUUUACAAUAGAGAGAUGGCAAUAUUUUACACAGCUCAGCUAAGAAACCCUUUAGUGACUCUCCAUUAAUGUUUCGUGGUUUAUAAUACCAUACCUCACGGCAGGUGGAAUAUGAAAAUUUUUGCAGGUGUGUAAUUUUGAAACUAGUCCUCUAAAAUUCCUAUUACUCGUAUCGCAAUCUAAUAAAAACUACCUAUCUAGUUAA
This is a messenger RNA of Myotis lucifugus (little brown bat), 5903 nucleotides long. It is a transcript of the gene PTPRG, whose product is annotated as protein tyrosine phosphatase, receptor type G. Gene Ontology annotation, biological process: protein dephosphorylation. Gene Ontology annotation, molecular function: protein binding; protein tyrosine phosphatase activity. The record is from RefSeq and is a predicted model, not a curated record. NCBI's taxonomy places the organism in Eukaryota, Metazoa, Chordata, Mammalia, Chiroptera, Vespertilionidae.